This is a messenger RNA of Stylonychia lemnae, 2319 nucleotides long. Lineage: Eukaryota; Ciliophora; Spirotrichea; Sporadotrichida; Oxytrichidae. The record is from the annotation of a GenBank genome assembly.
AUGAGAAAAAGUUUGAAAGAAUUGUUCCCAAAAAGGUAAAGAACAAAGAAGACAUCCCAAAUUCUAUCACAAAAGAAGAAUUGUACAGAUGGGCUUCGAUAGCAAAUAAAGUCUAUGGAUAUCUAUGGGUAAAAGAUCAGUCUUUCCUAUAAAGGAGAUGACUCAUUUAAGACAUUACCUGGAGCCAUGUCUUCAAUUAUUGUGAUGUCUAUUCUAUUGGCAUAUACUUGUUUCAGAAGUUAUGUUUUAUUCACGAGGAAUAAUCCUCAACUCAGUAAGCCAUCAUUCCUCAGAGAUUUACAAACUGAAGGGCAAUUUUAGCCUUAGGAUUAUGGAUUUGACUUAGCAUUUGGAUUAGGAAAGGAAUUAGAUCCUAGCAUAGGAUAUUAUGUCGUAAACUAAGUCAAGUACUAUUACAUUGAUUAAUACGAUAAAAAUGGAAAUCAAGUCAGAAUCAAGGAGAAAGUUCCAAUUAACAUUGAUAUUUGCAAGAAUGGGAAUUACGCAUAUGAUAACUAAGUUGAGAUUUCAAUGUUUAAUGUAGAUGACAUGCUCUGUAUGAAGGAUAAGAAUUACACCCUCAUUGGAGAUUUCUACUCACCUGAGUUUAGAUAUCUAGAAGUUAAGCUUCUUAAAUGUGUUAAUUCCACCUAAUCCAAGGUUAUCUGCAAAAAUCAAACAACGAUUGAUAAUUUUUUGAGUCCAGAAAAAUUUAGUGUUGCAUUCGUAAAUACUCAGUUUGAUUUCAACGACUUUGAAUAACCAUUAAAGAAAUUUAUAGAUGAUAGUGUUUUUUGGGAAAUUGAAUCACAAAAACACAAGAAAUCAAACUUCUAUGUAUAAAAAUAAGAAGCCUUCUUGAUGGACGAUUUUCUUCAAUUAGGGCAAGUAGAAUAAUUUAGUUUUCAAUAAGUCUCCAACAAUAGAGAUUAUGAAGAUGAGUACUAGCAGUCUGAAGCAACUUUGAUAACAAUGUAUGUCAGGUUUGAUCAAAGAUAUGAUAUUUACAACAGACAAACAUAUUCUUUGUUGUAAUUAUUUUCAGAUAUAGGGGGGCUACAGCAAUCUCUCUAUCUGAUAGGCUUCUUAAUCAUUGAUUUUUUCUCAAAAAGAAUAUUCAUAGCUUCAAUAUUAAGGUAAAUUUAUCAAGUUAAACAUGAUGAAGAAGCAAAUUCAGAUAAAAAGGAUCCAUUUAAAGAUGGAAAAGAUAAAAAUAAAAUUAAUAAUGAGUCCUAAAUCUAAGAAGAUUCUACAGUAAUGAAUAACUCAACAAUUGGAAAUCCUGUGAAUUCAUUAAUAACACUUCAAUAGGCUAACAGUCAGAUGAGUAUGAGCACUAAUCACCCUAAAAAAUUCUUUACACCUAGAGAUGAUAUUAAAUAAAAUCCAAAAGCUAAACUUAGUCUUGAUAGAAAAAAUUUUGAAAAGUAGCUUGGACUUGAUACCAACAGACAGGAAUUUACAAGGCCUAGAGGAUUUACUGAUAAAUAGGUGCUUGACUCACCUUAAAAAUCAGAUCAUUUCCUACCCCCAAUAACAAAUUAAACUGUAUCUAGUAAUUAGAAAGAGCAGAAAAUGAAGAGAGUAAAAAUUCAAGCUACAGAAAGAUUAAGAGCUGCAUUGGAAUCUCCUGAAAUUGAUACCAAAAGAUCUCCAGAUAAUUCAAAAUGGGGAAGAUCGAGCACAAUGAAUUUCUAGAUUGAGCCAUUUGAAGUACUAAGUUCUUUAGAUCAGUACCACAGUAAGGAAAAUGAAAACAAAAGAAUGGACUAAGAAAUCAAGAAUAAAAAAAUCCUCAAUGAAGAUGAUUUGCAAUCAGUUUUACUUAAUCUCAUUAAAAGAAGAAGAUUUUAAUACACUGGAAAAAAUAUAAUGGAGUAUAUCUUUAAUUGUCUAUGCUUGAAGAGAGAUGGGAAAUAUAGACACUAAAACAAUCUCAAGAAUCAGUAUAUCUUUAAAAAGGGUGAAGGAAAGCUAAUAGAAGAAUUAAAUGUUAUUUCAAUUUUGAAAACUAUGAGAUAAGUCAAGCUGCUUGCGCAGGUUCUUUUGAAUCAGAGAUAAAACAUGAUAUUAAAGUUCCAGAGGAAAAAUCUUAUAGAAACCAGUUCUUCGUCAGAAGAUAGUGACAAUAACAGCAGAUACUACACUAGCAAACUGAUGGAGAGCAAAAAUCCAAUGAUUCGACUAGUUAUAUUUGGUAAACUAAAGAAAAUGGUUCAAUCCUAUAAAAGUCAAAAGCUUUAAGAAAUCGAUAAGAGAUUACUUAGAGGACUCUUCAUUAGAAAGCUUAAAGAUUUUGAUGAAGAUUAGCAAGAAUGA